Molecule: messenger RNA, 6215 nt
Organism: Liolophura sinensis
Lineage: Eukaryota; Metazoa; Mollusca; Polyplacophora; Chitonida; Chitonidae
Exons: 22
Coding region: 143-3724 (1193 amino acids)
Biological process (GO): cell surface receptor protein tyrosine kinase signaling pathway; multicellular organism development; protein phosphorylation
Cellular component (GO): signaling receptor complex; plasma membrane
Molecular function (GO): transmembrane receptor protein tyrosine kinase activity; ATP binding; protein binding
Source: RefSeq, a predicted model, not a curated record
UCGGCCAAUCAAAUCUAUACAGAUAAGCUGCAACAAAAACGUGGUUUAAAGUCGAGCAUUUGUGACGAACCCCAGAGGCUCGGCAACAAUGACACAGGAGGGAUAGAGCAUUGUUAGUACUGUCAAAAUUUGGUGUUUGACAAUGCGUGCUUCAAAUGCGUUGGUCUGUUGUGGGUUUUUGUUUCUGACACAAUGUUCCAUAAAUAUACAAGCCUGGAGUGGGAGCCAUGUCUGUUCUACAAAGGUAACAACGUACCGAGUAGUAAGAUAUUGCAAUUUUAAUUGGUGGGGCUGCUGGCAACACAAAUAUCGACGGGAAACCAUCUACUCCAUAUCACAAUAUUGUUGUCCUGGAUGGAAACAUAAUGGUAAUCACGUCUGCAACAUACCCGUCUGUCUGCCGCAGUGUUACAACGGAGGCACUUGCCAAAGUCCAAACAAGUGCCUUUGCCCGGUAGGCUUUAAUGGCGACCUUUGCGCAAACCCGCUGUGCUCCUACCUCAAACCCUGCUACCCUGGCACCUGCGGUGCAAACACUGACGAUUGUACGUGUACACAUGGAUUUAACGGAGCCUCCUGCCUUACAUUUGAGCCUGGAGAGCAGCCGGAAGUACCUACAGCACAGACGGUCAUGUACGUGGUUGACCCUGCAACUUCCGAGCUGUUUUACUCCAUAGAGACGGACGCCACAUUUCCUGGAGGGGGCAGGUCGGAGGUGUUCUGGACAAACCUCUACUUUUUCAAUAGAUUAAACAUCACAUGGGAAAGUUACUACGCCAGUAGAACUGAUUUACCUCCCCUCCCUAGUUACAUCACUGAUGUAAAGUUUGGAAUAGUUGAAUCCCAAGCGGAAGUACUUCACGUGAAAAGACAAGGAGCAGGCUGGAUUAGUGAUCCACCGGAAAUUCAUCGAUGUCAAGAACACGUGAUUUCUUCUGACACACCGGAAAUGGGAAUUCUUCAGUGCAGACUCGAUGCUGGUAGAUAUAAGAAAACCUUGGAACAUGAAGACAUGCUGAAUAUCACAGUGAAGUCGAAAAAUGGCGGCCAUCGUGUAAUACGUAAGCCAGACGGAAGUACUUUUAAACAAACUUACACGGGAAGAUGGAAUGAGAAGCAAAUGCAAUUCAGGAUAGACUUCCGGGAGCCUUUUCACUGCAGCAUCAACGGCACGUGCAGUGAACUUCCUGUCAGCAUCCAUGGACCGGAUAUCCGCAAAACGGGUUUCACAAUGAAGUGGCCUGGCUGGCAGGAUCCUCUAUCGGGAAUAGAACGCUACACCUGGCGAGUGUUCCGGCUCAGGGCGGACCGGGACGGAAAUCUGACGGAAGUCGACCAGCCGGUGUACUCUCAUCAGGCAAACGGAUCGCUUGCAGGACUGGAGACGGACAACUACACUCCGGACACGGCCGGAAUGUACUCCGUCUACUUGCAGGUGUCUGACAAGGCCAACAAUUCUAGAUACGCGCGUACUCUGGUUCUGUACGAUCCUAGCAGUCAGGUUGAGAUCAACACCUCUCCAGACGCUGAGCUUUUCGUAUCCAGCGCAUCUUCGGAAGUCGAUUUUCACUGGCAGACCAACUUGCAAAGUCCAAUCACCGUUUCCUGGAAGAAACACUUCAGGAAUAAAUUUCACGAAGUCAACAGCCUUCUUAACCGCGUGCUUCCAUACCCUGGUAAUGUCUAUAUAAAAGAGAUUGGCGAUAGAAAGUACGUGAUUUCCAAAGAGGUCGAUGACAACUACGACGACCAUGAAGGGAACAGAACCGUGGAUGCCAUCCGUAACGUCCACGGUAUUGUCAAGUUUGAGGUUGCGCGCAGAACGGACAAAGUUCUUGGAACUUCGUGUAAGCAGGCACCAAAUUCAUGGAACCCGGUUUCGGACCCGUGGAAUGAGGAACACGUUUUUAACCUAACCCGGCAGGACGGAUUAACGGUCUGCAUAUGGAUCAGGGCCUCAGACGUGUUCGGUAAUUACCAGAUAGAUUUGACCCAGGUCCAUUUUGAUGCAACGGCGCCGGAAUUUGCUGCACCACCGGAAAUCGAGAGAAACAAGGCCCCUACAGGAGAGCCCUACCACAGCAGAAUCAAAUGUCAGUCACGUGACCCAGACAGCGGCGUCAUGGAGAUAAGAUGGCGAAUGCGUGACAACAUGACGGGGGAGGAAUUCGGCCGCGGAGCUGUCGACGCCUUGUUAAAGGAGGGAGAAGAGUGCUCCCCAUUCUCAAAGGACUGUGAGUGUUCGCCUUCCCACACAACAAAUUGCUACAGGCGGGAGAAUGUUGUCUAUAUCCCACACUGCGCCAUUAACGUCACUAAGGAUAGAGUUGCCUCCCUUAUCGUGCAGGUUGAAGUCGAUUCCGUGAAUGGCGCUGGUUUGUCUUCUGCUGUUACAACAUUCCAGCUUGGCAACAUCUCUCAGCUAGACGGAAUAAACGAAUACGUUGCUCCUAUGAAUUUCCAGUCACAUGACACGACGUCAUCGUCUGUAACUGUCCAAUGGGACAACCCACCGAGCUGCUACAGUCUAUCUGCCAUUCGGGUCGCGUAUCGACCUGUCAACGGGGGACAACUCCACAACUACACCUCGUUCAAACUCAGCAAGAGGGUCAGCCUGAACGGCCUCUACCGUGGUACCGAUUACAUCAUGUGGAUUUAUAACAUCUAUGAUAAGGAAGUCAGCGAUCCUUCUGAGUACAGAUUUACCACAAUCAGCUACUUGGCGUCGGAAAUAGCUGGCAUCGUCAUAGGCACUUUGUUACUUCUGGCUGUCGCGGCCCUCGUGACCUUCAUCCUCGUGCUUUGGAGGAGAGGUCAGCUAAGGUCAACUCUAGAACGCCGCCUCACCCGCGCAAGAACAGUCCUCAGAAACAGAGUUAACAGAUAUAGUCGAGCAACGCGAAUACUUAUUUUUUUGAUGAAACGUACGAUUCGCCCAAUUUUGUUUCCAGCUGCCAAAAGCCAGAAUGAGAACGAGCGACUCCUGAUGAAGGCCAAGAUCAAUUUCAUGGCCAGUAAUGAUUUGGACCACGAGAACGUCGUCCGCUUUAUCGGCGCCAUUAAUGAUGAUGAAGAACGAGGCCCAAUCAUGUUGUUGGAAUUCUGCGAGAUGGGCCCACUGAAAACCUGGCUGGGCAAUCAGAAAACUAUCGGGAAAAUCCACGGUGAUGUCGUUGACAGAAUGUUCUUCAUUGUUUAUGGUGUGGCCAAAGGAAUGGAAUAUUUGGCUUCCAGAGACAUUGUACACCGGAAGUUAGCGGCCCGUAAUAUCCUGUUGGACUUCACUCUUCAGCCCAAGAUAAUCGGAUUUGGCCCGGUACCGGACGAGUUGGCUGAGGAGGCCGACAACACGACAAAAGGGGAACGACUGCCUCUGAAGUGGAUGGCACCAGAGCUAGUGAAGGCUAAGUCCACCAAAAAAUCAAACGAGAAGUCCGAUGUCUGGUCCUACGGUGUAGUUGUUUGGGAAACAUUCAGCCUUGGCGAGGCCCCUUACACCGGCAUUAAAGGAGGAGAUUUGUUGAAGAAACUUAAUCAAGGCUAUCGACUCCCAAGACCAGAGUUCAUGACAGAUGAUUACGAUGUGUUGACGAAGAGGUGUUGGAAUCAGAUGCCCGAGGAUCGCCCGACCUUCGCCACUCUGCUCAAAGAACAAUCGAAGUGGUUCGACAACUCUGCCGACAAAUCGUUGUACUAUGACAGCAGCGAUCUGAAGAAUUACUAGUGGAGCAAUAUAUCUGACCAGAAAUAUCCUAAACCACACAUAAUAGUAAUACAACAAUGUCAAGAAUUUCUAUUAAUGCCACAGGUAACAUUACUAGGCCUGUAUAGAGCACUCGCACAAGAACCUGGGUUACCAGGGGAACGCAUCUAUAAGACAUGUACUGCCUUGGUAGUUAGAAAUAUCCCAGCCUACGAUAGCUUUUUGAAACGGGUUUUUGGAUUUAAAUUUAGUCUGGACUAUAAAACCACAUUUGUUCUUCGUUUAACAUUAGGACAACAAUAGCAAUAUAAGAUAUUAGCUUGAGCGUUACAUAUUGUGUUCUGCUAGCACCGAUCUACAAAGAAACGUUUAACGUAACCACCACAGCAACCUGAUAGGCCUACCGACGGAUUCAAAUGUUUGAAAAGUGGCUGAACUGCCCCCACUGAAAUAACACUUUUAGUGGUUGCAUGAAAAAUAUUAUACUAGGACAAAACCGUUAAAUUUUGAGAACAAAUUCUGCUGUACAAGGUAAUUCAUAAUCAUGACUUGAAGUCAAAAAUCGUUUUGUGAAAUCGAUCCCAAUGCAACAGAUGAGGGUAAGCUAGGCUAAAAACUGGGGAUAACGCUUAUCUUUUGGUGUUUUUAAAUUAACCUUGAAGAUAACAUCCAUUUUAUAAAGUAAAUCUCGCUGUGGCUAUAAACCUCGUGAACGGAAUGCGACGCAAAAGAACUCUGUUAUUAAGAAACGUUUGCGAAUAUAACGUCUACAUGUAUGGAGACACAUUUCAGAAAAUAACGUUGCCGCUCUUUUUUCCGUAAAUCAAAAUCACAUGAAAGACCUCUUAGGAUUCCGAAAACAGGAAUACUAAAAAUGUAGACCAUACUUUUUUUGUCUUCAACAAUCAGAAGACGAUAUUUGUGAUAUCUGAAUAACCAUGUUUUGACCACUCCCACUUAUUCACCUCAUGCGUUCAUAUCUGUUUUAUUCAAAGUGUGUUGUAAAGUAGUAAUAACAAAUGUUCUCUUUGUCCUUAAAAUGUGUCUCUUUCCCUGAGAUAUUUUUCUACUUUUUUUUCUUAUAGUAUUCCCAGAGUUUAUUAAGAAAGCCUGGUUUAUUUUUCUACAAUUAAAUAUAUUUUUUUUCGCCAGUAUUGUUAAUUCAUUGAGAGCAAGUUGGCCCUUCCCCAUCCUAAAAUAUUUUUUCUCCUUUUAAGAUAACGUUUAGUUAGAAACUAUCGUUUAUAAAUUUCUUCAAAGUUUUGCAAAAAGUUCGUUUCGGUCGGUCAUUCAAGAAAAAGAUGUCCAGGUGUUCCUUUGGUGGUCUUACAUAUUUCACAAACAUCGUCAUCUUUACGGCCUAUUUUACAGAGAUACAGUCUUAUUGGUAUUAUCUUAUGCAAUAAUUUGUAUUGAAAAUCCUUCAGUUUUGUAUAUUGUUAUACAGAAAAAAAUGGAAGAAAAUGUAUUUGCCCAUUUUAUUUCUUUUAGUUUAAGGUUAUAUUCCCAUUUAUUAUGAAUACGUUGUUUUUCAUAAGCGGUGUUUAACACGUCAUAAAAGUAUGGUUUAUUUAAUUUUUAUUUCAUUAGAAGUUGAAAAGAUAUCGGAAAAGUUGGCUAGUAUAUCUUGGAUCCAUGGUUUAGGAAUCUUUGUAAUUAGGUUAUUAUAGUCAAGGUAUGUACCUUUAAUCAUAAAAAGGUAAUCAUAAGCAUUUUCUUAAAUUGUGCAAAUGGUAGAAAUUUGCCCUCCUUCUCUAGUAAAUCUCUUAUAUAUCGUACUUUAUUAUUAAACCAGUUUUGGAUUUUGGAAAUGUGAACGCUGAAAGGAAAAGAAAACCAAAAUGUCAAACAAAUACCAUUAAAAAUAGUAUGCAUUUCCUCGUAUGUGCAUGCCAUAAAAAAUCCUAAUGUAUACCUCAAGUUGAUAAAUUAUAAACAUAUUCAGCGCGUAAAUCCGCUAUGUGCGACUCCAUUUUGCCUAAGAACUAGUCCUGAAGUCGUCUUUGUUAGGAGAAGAAUUUCCGUCGGAAACCGGUACAUUUCCGGUAGAAAAUGUGCGUGACCUGCCAACCGCCGGUACUUCGUGUUGCCUCGGUGAUUUCCGCUUGACGCUCGGGAAACCGGAAUUUUGGAAGUUGGUUCCGAGUUUACACGAUCAAGCGGGCAGCGUUAACGACUCCCACUGGCUGAUAGGCAACACACCCGCAGCAUAAAUUACACGGUGUUAAAGAUCGAGGACGCGAUGGACUCAACGACUAAUGCCAGCUUUGCCGUUUUCAGGCUUUACGUGUAUGGCAAGGAAAAUCGUAAAAUUAUGCAGUAGGCACCACCAGAUUGAAAAAAAUGUGCUCUUUUUUAGCCUGUAGAGCCAUGUUUUUAAAUUUUUUUUCUCCUUUAAAGUUCGAAUUAUACCACAAGUCUUCAUCUGCUAUAUCUACUGUUGUUCUUUCCUGCAAUUUUUGGUGGAAAAUGCCCCAAGGUUUUAGAGCGUCUUUCCAAAAAGAGCUUUUUA